This is a messenger RNA of Ictidomys tridecemlineatus (thirteen-lined ground squirrel), 4264 nucleotides long. The record is from RefSeq and is a predicted model, not a curated record. Lineage: Eukaryota; Metazoa; Chordata; Mammalia; Rodentia; Sciuridae.
UGUGAUCCUUCUUCCUCAGCCUCCUGAGCCACUGGGAUUAUAGGCAUGUGCCACUGUGCCCAGCUUCAGUGCCUCUUUCUUCCUGGUAGCUGUGAUGUGCCCUGCCAUGAGGGCUGGCCUGAAAGGGAACACUGUCCCCACUGCAAAGAUAAAAAGGACCACUGAGUAGCCCCUGGGUAGAACCCAGGCACUCUGACUCCACACUGGAGUCUACUCUUUUGCUGACUGGCCCUCCAGGAGGAAAAGGGCUAAGCUCCAAUAGUGGGGGAGUUGUCCCUUAAGAGGGUCAAAGCUGAGCCUGCCCCUCUCCUUCCUGGGGGCACCUAAUUCCUCCUCUUACACAAUGUCCCCUACCUUUACACCAUCUUCCCCACUGGACCUGGUGAACUUGGCAUCACAUGCCCCAGGGGAAGGGAGGGCAAAGCCCACCUGCAUCUGGGACUCUCUCCACCCACCCACACUCAAGUACUAGGCUCCUUUCUCUCUACUGCCCUCACAUGGCAGAUCUGUGCCUGGGAAUCCACUCCUCAGAGAACUGACAAGCCAAGGCUGCACCCGCUUUAUACCAAGAAUUAGGAUGUCAUGCCUUGGUGACUUUAGGCUGACCCCUGCCCCUCCCUGGUCUCAGUCUCCCCUUCUGUGAAAUGGGCUGCUGGAGAUCCUGCUUCAGGACCUCAGCUUAAAACAGGGCUGCUGUAAUGGCAGUGGAACUCCCAAGCAAAGACAAGAAGGAGCUGAUGUCUCUCUGUACCCAGACUUCCCUGCAGAGUCAGGAACCCCCAAAGCAGUGUGGGAUGGGGUCAGCACCAGCUCCCCGGGAUUGGAUCACAUUGAAAAGAGUGUUUGAUUCCUAGCUUCAACACUUUAUAGUCGGAAACAGCCAAGUUCUCAAGGACCUCUGUGCCCCAGCUGUGGGCCCGCAGAGUGGGGACAUGCAAACAUCCAACACCCCCUCCCCAGGGCCUUGGGAGCACAGACAGGCCACUGCUUGCAGAGUGCUGAGUGCCCAAGGCUUGGAAAGGGAUGGUAUGCCGGGAGGAGGCUUCUCUUAGUUCUUGAAGAAUCCACCACUGUGACCUGGAACUGGAACUUGUGGUGAGGGUACACCCCAUUUCAGUGCCCUGCACCUCUGAACUGAGCACCACUUUCCUUUCCUGUCCUCUUUGCAGGAGACAGGCACCGGGGACCCUUCUUUUAGGCUUAGGGUCCUGACUAGAGGGGUCUGUUCCCUGCCCCCAACCUUUCCAUAUUCCUUGUUCCACACGUGGGGUCCCAUUGUCCCGGCCCCCCACAUCACCUCUUCCUCCGCCUGGCCACUCGCCCAACCUUCUUUGCAGCGGAGCUAUGUCCCCGGCUCUCAGGCAGGAGGGAAAAGGGAAACCCGGUUCUACUGGUAGCCCCUGGUUGCUCCCUACUUAGUGGGGUCAAGGGGUUUCCAGCACCCAGCCAGCACCUGAGGGCGACUCUCAGCCCCAGCCAACCUGACCACUUAGAGAGCUCCCUGAGGAGGCACACCCGGCCCUGGCCUACAGUCUCAGCAAAGCCAUUUCCUUCUUGAAACAGCCCCCGUCUUGAUGUGCCCCCAUCCGAAGAGCCUUCAAGUGAGGCGCUAACUGUAAGAUCUCCGCGUGUUGGACCACUGCCAUGGGCACCUCGGCCUCGCAGAAUCUUCCCAGCGCCCUCCACCCCCGCGUCCACUUGCUUGUCCAGCUGCGGGACUGAGGACUGCACGGGAGGCAAGGGCUAGCCAGGACCUGAUGUGUCCAUCUGGGCCCGUCUGCCUUUGAGGGCCUGACGAGGGAGACCGAGUGCGCCGUCCAGAGCGAGACAAGGACUGACAGUUGGAGGACAGCGUCCCCCAGGUCGCCGGGAGACCCCGGAGUUCGUCCGGGGGUGGGCCAGGGUGAUCUCUAUCCGGUUGGGGGCCAUGGGGACACAGGCCCUGCAGGGUCUCUUCCUCCUUUUGCUCCCUCUUCUGCCGCUGCGCGGGGCCUCGGCAGUAAGCCUGUACAGUCCAGGCUUGUCCGAGUGCUUCCAGGUGAAUGGCGCCGACUACCGCGGUCACCAGAACCACACCGGUCCUCGAGGAGCUGGACGCCCGUGUCUUUUCUGGGACCAGACGCAGCAGCACAGCUACAGUAGCUCCAGCGACCCCCAGGGCCGCUGGGGGCUGGGCGCGCACAACUUCUGCCGGAACCCCGAUGGUGAUGUGCAGCCAUGGUGCUAUGUAGCUGAAACUGAGGAGGGCAUCUACUGGCGCUAUUGUGACAUUCCCACAUGUCACAUGCCUGGCUACCUGGGAUGCUUUGUAGACUCCGGUGCACCCCCAGCUCUCAGUGGUCCCAGUGGCACCUCCACGAAGCUCACUGUCCAGGUGUGCCUUCGCUUCUGCCGCAUGAAGGGCUACCAGCUGGCCGGUGUGGAGGCUGGUUAUGCCUGCUUCUGUGGCUCUGAAAGCGACCUGGCCCGGGGACGCCUUGCUCCCGCUACGGACUGUGACCAGAUCUGUUUUGGCCACCCGGGCCAGCUGUGUGGCGGUGAUGGACGGCUAGGCAUCUAUGAAGUGUCGGUGGGCUCCUGUCAGGGAAACUGGACUGCGCCUCAGGGAGUCAUCUACUCGCCGGACUUUCCCGACGAGUAUGGACCAGAUCGGAACUGCAGCUGGGUGCUGGGCCCGACCAGUGCCGCUUUGGAGCUCACCUUCCGCCUCUUUGAGCUGGCCGACCCGCGUGACCGGUUGGAGCUGCGCGACGCCGCCUCGGGCAGCCUGCUCCGCACCUUUGACGGCUCCCGCCCUCCUCCGCCCGGACCUCUGCGCCUGCGUGCAGCCGUGCUGUUGCUCACUUUCAGCAGCGAUGCGCGCGGCCAUGCGCAGGGCUUCGCGCUCACCUACCGCGGUGAGCUGGGUCCCGGUCCCCCUACCCCCGCCCUCUUACCCCCACCCCGCCUCACACUCCUCUCCGCAGGGCUGCAGGACGCUGCGGAGGACCGCACGCCCCCCAAGGGCUCGGCCCAGACGCCCGCAGAACCCCCCGAGGGGGCCAACGUGAGCUGCAGCCCUAGGCCUGGAGCCCCACAGGCUGCGAUGGGGGGUGAGGCAGGCAUGAGAGGCGGGAGGGAAUCGGGGAGUAGCCCUUCUGGGCCCUGUACUCACUGCACCCGUGUGCCCGCAGCCCGGGUCUUCUCAACGGUGACGGCCGUCUCUGUGCUGCUGCUGCUGCUCCUGUCUCUGUUGCGUCUGCUGCGCCGACGGAGCUGUGUUCUGGCUCGGGGAAAAGGGCCCCCGGCAUUGGGACCUUCCCGGGGCGCCGGGAGAAGCUGGGCUGUGUGGUACCGCCGGCCCCAAGGGGUGGCCCUACCCUGUCCUCCUGGGGACCCCCAGGCAGAGGGUCCUGCCACCGGCUAUCAGCCCCUGAGUGCCUCCAGCCAGAGCUCCUUACGCUCGCUCAUCUCUGCUCUCUGACUUCGGACCCCCAAGGUCCAUCGGACCUUCUGCCAGUGAGACGGAUAUCCGAGACGUUAUGCCACAUUCUACCUCGGCCUUUUGCCACUUCAAAGGCAGCUUGGUCUCUGGUCAUUCCAAGGAGACCAGAAAUCGGACUGGAAGCAUCUUGUUCUAUUCUGGGUAUUUGGCCUGAACCUCUAGGUCCAGCUCACCAACCCAUAGAUCUUGAUGUGGGAGGUAGUCUCUGUUUUUAGGAGUCUCUGAGACCCUCCUGGGGUCAUCUUGGAUUGCUGCCCUCAGUGAGAGGUUAGAAGUCAAAAAAAGUAGUCAAAAUGUCACUGGCAUUUGGAGGCAUUCUGGAGAAGGGACAUGGACUCAAGACAAGUGGGGUCCUUGAUGAACAUGUUGUAGUAGAAGAAUUUCAGCAGGUGCUAGAGACACAAAAAGGUUUAUUUAGGAAAGCAGAGACACAUUCAGGGGAGAAGUGAGCCAUGUCCAGAGGAGUGACAACAACUUCUUGAUGUUGGUGUUAAUAUUUAUAUAGGAGCAAUUGCUAGGGGUUGGACUAGAGAUGGAUGCAGGGUGGAGUUACACAAUUUCUAGUGUUUCUGAAACUUGAACUUCACCCUUCUGUAACUUUUUUGUAGGUAAAGGCAUGGGUCGAGGGCAUGGCCUGGGUUGGUCAGGAGUGGCAAUGAUUCAUGGGCAUUUUCUGCAUGGGCCCUUCCUUUGAUAAUCAUUAUCUCCUCCAUAUGUACCCAAAUUCCUGUCUCAAAGAGGUCCAUCACUGACUUUAAAUAAAGGUUCUAUUUUGGUACA